Messenger RNA from Lepus europaeus (European hare), 2552 nucleotides. RefSeq names its product NADH:ubiquinone oxidoreductase complex assembly factor 5 (gene NDUFAF5). Lineage: Eukaryota; Metazoa; Chordata; Mammalia; Lagomorpha; Leporidae. Gene Ontology annotation, molecular function: S-adenosylmethionine-dependent methyltransferase activity. Gene Ontology annotation, biological process: mitochondrial respiratory chain complex I assembly. Bases 38 to 1078 code for a protein of 346 amino acids. The transcript is spliced from 12 exons. Gene Ontology annotation, cellular component: mitochondrion. The record is from RefSeq and is a predicted model, not a curated record.
AACCCCAGGGCUAGUAGUAGUGGCGUAGCCGCUGGAGAUGCUUCUGCGGGCUGGGCUGAGGCGCUUGUGGCCGCGAUCUCGGGCCGCGGGGGUCUCUCUAGAAAAUCGGAGCCGAAGCAGGGCAGUGGCCUCUGGCGUCUCUUCCCCUGGCGGCACUUCGCCCGGAGCCCUAAAUAUCUUCGAUCGGGAAUUGAAGAGGAAACAGAAGAACUGGGCGGCCCGGCAGCCUGAGCCGAUCAAGUUUGACUACCUGAAGGAGGAGGUUGGAAGUCGCAUUGCAGACCGUGUAUAUGACGUAGCCAGAGAUUUCCCCCUUGCUUUGGAUGUUGGCUGUGGAAGAGGUUAUAUAGCACAACACUUGAAUAAGGAAACUAUUGGAAAGUUUUUCCAAGCAGACAUUGCAGAAAAUGCUUUGAAAAAUUCCUUAGAAACAGAAAUUCCUACUGUCAGCGUUUUAGCUGAUGAAGAAUUCCUUCCCUUCCGAGAAAAUACAUUUGACCUCGUGGUUAGCAGUUUAAGUUUGCACUGGGUGAAUGACCUUCCUAGAGCACUUGAACAGAUUCAUUACGUUUUAAAACCAGAUGGUGUAUUUAUUGGCGCAAUGUUUGGAGGCGACACACUCUAUGAGCUUCGGUGUUCAUUACAAUUAGCAGAAACAGAAAGAGAAGGAGGAUUUUCUCCACAUGUUUCUCCUUUCACUGCUGUCAAUGACCUGGGACAUCUACUCGGGAGAGCUGGCUUUAAUACACUGACUGUGGACACUGAUGAAAUUCAGGUUAACUAUCCUGGAAUGUUUGAGUUGAUGGAAGAUUUGCAAGGUAUGGGUGAAAGUAACUGUUCUUGGAACAGAAAAGCACUGCUGCACCGAGACACAAUGCUGGCGGCUGCAGCUGUGUACCGAGAAAUGUAUGGAAAUGAGGAUGGUUCAGUACCUGCUACGUAUCAGAUUUAUUACAUGAUAGGAUGGAAAUACCAUGAAUCACAGGCAAGACCAGCUGAAAGAGGUUCUGCCACUGUGUCAUUUGGAGAGCUAGGAAAAAUAAACAGCCUAAUGUCACAGGAGAAAAAAUCCCAAUAAAUAUUUUAUUCCAUGUUAAUGUAGUCUAGAUUUUUCAUCAGAAGCUGGAUUUGGUGACUGCGUUCCAACAAGUAGAAUAGAUAGUGGGUCACUUCCAAGACCAGGUAAUAAAAGGCAUUGCUCCCUCCUCGCUCUCUUUGGGCCAUUCACUCUGGGGAAAGCCAGCUACCAUGAUGUUGAGUCUGCUCAUGGAGGGGAACUAAAGGGGAAGGUCUGUUCUCCUGCCAGAAGCCACGUGAAGGAGCCAUCUUGGAAGCGCAUCCUCCAGACUCAGUCAGCUUUCAGGUGACUGCAGUCCCAGCCUGCCCCACAACAGCCAGCCAAACCACUCCCAAAUUUCUAACCCACAGAAACUGUGAAAUAGUACAUAUUUGUUGUUUAAGUCACUAUGUUUUAUAGUAACUUAUGACACAACUAUAUUUAACCAACAUACUCCCUUUGGGAAAAGUUGGGUGCUUGGGGUAUGCUAAGUUGUUACUUUAAGUUAAAACAGCUUGCUUAUUUAAAAUUAGGUGAAGGGAGCAGACAUUUAGUCUCAUAUAUAGUCUCUUAGUUAAGAAGCUUGUGUCCUGCAGCAGAGUGCUUGGGUUCUAUUUCCAACUCCUGACUCCAGCCUCCUACUAAUGCAGAUCCUAGGAGGCAGCAGUGGUGGCUCAAGUAAUUGGGUGCCUGACACUCACGUGGGAGACAUGGAUUGAGUUCCUGGCUCUCAGCUUUGGUCUGGCCUCUCCUGGGUCAUUGUGGGCAUUUAAGGAAUAAAUCAGCAGAUGGAAGCCCUCUGUCUUUCCUUUUGCCUCUCAAACAAAUAAAUUUUCUGAAUAAAAUGAAAUUAGGUAAAGUUAACAUUAACAAACAUAUUUUUAGAAAUCAGACUUGAGAUAUUCUUGCCUGCAGGUUUGUUUCCAUGGUACCUCAAGACAACUGACCUCCCAAGGUACUUUCACUAGGUCUCAAUUUUAUUUCCUAGGACCAUCAGUAUCAAUUUCCUGGAAGCUUUACUCUGGUUAGUCCCAAAAUGAAACCAAAGAAUUUGGAAAAACUUUGCCAUUGAGAAUUCAGUGAGUUACACAACUGCACAUGGAUUUCUCAGUUCCCAUGUGUCAAAGCUGUUGAGUUGCUGACAGCUCAUUAUCAGGAUGGACUGGUGACAUUGCACACUUGUUACCAGGCUCUCAGGUGAACACAGUGCUGAAGAAAUAGUAAGAAAUUUUUUAUUUUUAAAAGUUGUAUGUAUGUGUGGGGCCGGCACUAUAGCACAGCGGGUUAAAGCCCUGGCCUGAAGCUCCAGCAUCCCAUAUGGGCACCGGUUCUAGUCCCGGCUGCUCUUCUUCCAACCCAGCUCUCUGCUGCAGCCUGGGAAAGCAGUGGAGGAUGGCCCAAGACCGUGGGUCCCUGCACCCAUGUGGGAGACCUGGAGGAGGCUCCUGGCUCCUGGCUUUGCUCCAGCCGUUGGCGGCCAUCUGGGGAGUGAACC